This is a messenger RNA of Onychomys torridus (southern grasshopper mouse), 1413 nucleotides long. It is a transcript of the gene Ydjc, whose product is annotated as YdjC chitooligosaccharide deacetylase homolog. The record is from RefSeq and is a predicted model, not a curated record. Bases 135 to 1127 code for a protein of 330 amino acids. Gene Ontology annotation, molecular function: deacetylase activity. Gene Ontology annotation, biological process: carbohydrate metabolic process. Lineage: Eukaryota; Metazoa; Chordata; Mammalia; Rodentia; Cricetidae. The transcript is spliced from 5 exons.
UUUUCCACAUAGACCUAGCUUCAAUUCCUGCCCCUGUUUUUGGUUUGUUUUGCUGAUGUGACUCAGCCUCUCAACACCGCCUCUUCAUCUGUAAAUUGAGCUGAGCACCCUUCCACAAACAGCGUUUGGCAGCAAUGGCUUGGCCCCGCGUGCAGCUGGUUGUCACCGCUGAUGACUUUGGUUACUGCCCGAGGCGCGAUAAGGGCAUCGUGGAGGCCUUCCUGGCAGGAACUGUGACCAGCGUGUCACUGCUGGUCAACGGCACAGCCGCAGAGAGCGCGGCCGAGCUGGCCCGCAGGUGCGGAGGCGUGGCUGCAGGAGGAUGCUCAUCAAGAUCCUCAAAGCUCAGCCCAGAGGUUUUAAAGGAAGUCGUUGGGGCAAACGCGGAUACGCUCCUAGUUCAAACACUGGAGCAGUCACACCGUGGCACCAAACGGAGUUCUUCGUUCCAGAAGUUCAAGGUAUCUGUGCCCCUCCAGGUGCGGGAGGAACUAGAAGCUCAACUCAGCCGCUUCCGGGAGUUGUUGGGCAGGUCCCCCACGCACGUAGACGGGCACCAGCAUGUGCACGUGCUCCCAGGAGUGUGUCAGGUGUUCGCCGAGGCUCUGCAGGCGUUCGGGGUGCGCUUCACUCGGCUGCCAGUAGAAUGCGGCGUGGGCAGCUGCUCGUGGCUGGAAGCACCAGCGCGUGCCUUCGCCUGCACUGUGGAGCGCGAUGCCCGGGCUGCCAUGGGCCCCUUCUCCCGCCACGGCCUUCGGUGGACCGACGCCUUUGUGGGCCUGAGCACUUGUGGCCGCCACAUGUCUGCUCACCGAGUCCUGGCGUCACUGGCACGGGCCCUCGAAGAUAUCCCCGCUGGCCGUGCCCUGACUGCCGAACUGAUGGCACACCCAGGAUACCCCAGUGUGCCUCCAGCAGGGGGAUGCGGUGAGGGCCCCGAUGCUUUCUCUUGUUCUUGGGAGCGGCUGCAUGAGCUGCAUGUCCUCACUGCACCCACCUUGAGGGCUCGGCUGGCCCAGAAUGGUGUGCAGCUCUGCGCCCUAGACGACCUGGAUUCCAAAAGGCCCGGGGAAGGGGUCCCCUGUGAGGCAACUCUUGAGCCCUUCCUGGAACCUUCCCUACCCUGACACCAAAGACCAGCUAGCUACGAACUGCCUCUCACUGUGGAGGAAGGCCAGGGUUCAGCCUGGUUCAGCCUGGAACCAGGCCUUGGAACAGAGUCUAGUUUCUUAGAAUGACAAGUCACUAACCCAGGUCCUCGCCGCUGAGUACUGCUGCAGGCAAGCUAGUCUGUGACAUCUGGAUUUAAGGCCUGUUUGAGCAUCUGAUGCCAAUUCAUGUUGCAGUUAAAACACUUCUUUAGUGGAGCAGUGGAGAGAGGUUGGUGUGUUAAUAAAAUGUCUUUCAGAUUUG